Messenger RNA from Populus euphratica (Euphrates poplar), 501 nucleotides. Its product is annotated as ethylene-responsive transcription factor ERF015-like. The coding region runs from base 1 to 501 and encodes 166 amino acids. The transcript has 3 exons. Lineage: Eukaryota; Viridiplantae; Streptophyta; Magnoliopsida; Malpighiales; Salicaceae. The record is from RefSeq and is a predicted model, not a curated record. Gene Ontology annotation, molecular function: DNA-binding transcription factor activity; DNA binding. Gene Ontology annotation, biological process: regulation of DNA-templated transcription.
AUGGAAACUCCAAGUCUAUGGCAAGCUGACAACGUGACAUUACCUGCAUUUACCCUUAAACAUUCAAUUGUUGAACACCUCCUCCUCAUGGAUCCCUGUCAGUCCUCUGCUCCUCCUAAGAAAUUUCCUCGAGGGAGAAAUUCAGGAAUUUACAGGGGUGUCAGAAUGAGGACAUGGGGCAAAUGGGUUUCUGAAAUAAGGGUUCCGAAGACUGGACAAAGGAUAUGGCUGGGGUCUUAUGAUGCCCCCGAGAAAGCAGCUCGAGCAUGUGAUGCUAUCCAGUAUUGUAUUCGUGGUGAAUUGUCUCCCUCUGUGAUAACUCCGGUGGAAAUGGUUGAGCCAUCCUUGCCCAAUUUGCAGGUUUUAAGUGCCACUGGAAAUGCAGGUAACGUGGAGGGUUAUGCUCCAGCUAGUGCGUCAGUACCAGAUUUAUGUUCAAUAGACAAUUUACAAUUGGAUGAUUUACUCAUGCUGGACAUAGAAUGGAUAGACUCCCUCUAG